Solanum tuberosum (potato) is the source of this 612-nucleotide messenger RNA. RefSeq names its product kirola-like. The record is from RefSeq and is a predicted model, not a curated record. Gene Ontology annotation, biological process: defense response. The transcript is spliced from 2 exons. Lineage: Eukaryota; Viridiplantae; Streptophyta; Magnoliopsida; Solanales; Solanaceae. Bases 30 to 470 code for a protein of 146 amino acids.
UCUAAUUGCUAUACCUACCAAAAAGAAAUAUGGGUUUGAAGGGCAAGUUGGUUACUUCAGUAGAGGUAAAGUGUGGAGGACACUCGAUUCAUGAUAUGUAUCAUACCAACACUUAUCAUAUACGCAACAUAUGUCCAUUAGUCAACCAUGUUGAGAUUCACGAAGGUGAAAUCUUUAAAGUUGGUGCGGUCGUUAGCUGGAAAUAUAUUGAAGAUGGGAAAGAAAAGUUGCUUAAGGAAGUGAUUGAAGCCAUCGAUCAUCAUGAGAAGUCAAUAACCUGGAAAGUGAUCGGAGGAGACGUGUUAGAAUUGUAUAAUUCCUUUACUAUUAUUACAUCCAAUGAACAUGAAUGGGCUACAACAACACUUAUCUACGAGAAGAAGAAUGAAGAUACUCCAGAACCCCUCACUCUCUUAGGUGCUUUCAUAGAGCUGACCAAACAUGUAGAGGAUCACCUUCUCAUGAAAUAAAAUAAUAACAACAACAAUAACAAUAAUAUAUAUAUAUAGUGUGUGUGUUGCUGAUAUUUGAUAAUAUUGGCUAGUUCUAGCUAUCCACUGAAAUAAAUAAUAUUGUUUGAAAGAUAUAUAUUAUGUAUGUGAGCCUCCAUCU